CAUAAGGGGAAACGCCACGGGCGAGGCAGGGCACGAAAGAAAAAGCUCACAAUGACAGUCUUUCCUAUAUUUACACCAGUUAUUUACCCGAACACAGAAGGGCACACAGGCGGUCAUCACGGGAGCGGCACCAAAAACCCUGUCCUCUCCGCCCGCUCCCCAGCCACCCGCGUCAUUUCCAUGCUAAAACACGUUAACACGCGUUCGCACAGAGACAAAGAUCCUCUGGCGUAGCAGUAUAUAUACAUGACGAUGACACAGUUUGAAUGGAACGAUUGUGUUAAAUCCCGUGGUGAUGAUUUCUUUGCGCAAUUAUGUUGCCUGUGAUUCUUCGGUUCACUUGAAGCUUGAUAAGAUCUAAUAUAAAGCUUACAGUCUCUCGUCUCGUCCAAGCCGGUAGUGCCAUAGCGGCCUCUUCGACAUUGUUUGUACAACAAACUACUCAGGUUAUGGCUGAGUAGUUCUUGGUUUGGUUUGUGGUGGAAAGUUGCUCGUCUUUCCUAUAACAUCGAUUGAGGCCAGGUUAGAAAAGAAAGAAAUACAAGAUGGUGCGUGCUUGGUACAUGGACAGCAGUGACGAGGACCAGAGAAAUGAGCAUCACCUUUCCCCCCCAGAAUACGUGACCCUUGAGAAACUUCGUGCUGAUACUGGAGUUUUAUACUGGAAGUUGGAUGAGAAAAAUUUUGAACCUGAGCUUGAGAAGAUUAGAUCCAGCCGAAGCUACUGCUACUCAGAUGUCAUCGAAGUCUCACCAGAAAAGCUCCCGAGUUACGAAGAAAAGCUCAAAAACUUUUACGAGGAACACAUCCACACUGAUGAAGAAAUUCGUUUUGUCCUGGAAGGCUCUGGCUAUUUUGACAUUCGAGACAAGGAAGACAAGUGGAUCAGGAUUGAAGUGAUAGCUGGAGACCUCCUGAUUCUCCCAGCCGGAAUCUAUCACCGAUUCACCUUAGAUAAGAAGAACUAUAUCAAGGCCAUGAGACUGUUUGUCGGGGUUCCAGUAUGGACUCCGUACAACCGACCUGCUGAUGACAUGGACGCUCGCAAAGAGUAUGUAAAGAGGCAGAAAGUAGGCUUUACUGAGGAAUAAAGGCAGAAGAAAAGAAUCAGAUAUGAUGGGGCUUUCUUUGGAUGAUGUUGUUUUGUAAAUUUUGAAAUCUGGGAGGACUUUUGCAGAUUACUGUUCAUUGUUUCAUUGCUAUUUGGUAGCUUGUUGUUGAAAAUAGUACUGUUGAUAUAUUAUAUGACUAGUUUUCCUCUUUUUUACAUGUCUAAAGGCUGUAUGCAGUUUGUGCAAGUAUUUUUUUUAAUAUAUAUGUUAUGGUACAAGUGUAUCUGUAUUCAUUGUAAAGAAUUAGAUUAUUGAAUCUAGAGAUUGCUAUGAAGGAAAAUAUAUUGCUUAAAUAUAUCUGUUAAAUUUUAAAUUUACUGAAGACUGUAUAAUUCAGACUUGAAUUAUAAACUGUCACUUUUCAUGUUGAUUAAAUGGACAGAUUUUUUUUUUUUUAUGUUUCAUGAUUUGUUUUGUAAGUGAUUGGCCUGUUGUGAUAGAAUAUUGCCAUGCAUUCUUAUUGUUAUAUUGCUGACUUACAUAGAAUUCAAAUUCUAAAUGAAUAUUUUUGUAAUAUUGAAUUUCCAUUAUAUGAUACCCUGUGAAAUGUUAGUGUUUAUAUGACUUUGCAUGCAUAGGUUAUGAAAUUAAUUAUGAACCCUAUUAUUUUGAUAUUAAGCAACACAUCUAUGAAAGGAUAUUACAAAUAUUGAAUUAAAAUAUUUGAGAGACACUAACUUUUCCAGGUAUUAAGACAGCUAAAAAAUAUUAUAUGUAUUUCACAUUGUACAGUACAGAAGUUAAUGUACAGUAUUUUAUAAGAAGCAAAGGUAAUUAUGUUUUAUAUGGUAAUGUCUUCCAGUUAUUAAAUGUAUUUAUAUUUCUACAUUUAAUCCGUUAGAUUACACAUAACAUUAAUGAUAUGAUUAUCAAUCAUUCUCGUUUGAAUUUGUUUUCCAAAAGAGAAAUGCUGUAUAUUUUACGUUUUGAAAAUGUUGGAGAAUAUUUUGAAUAUCAGAUUUUAAAAAAAAAUUGUAUCAUAUGUAGUAUACAACAUUCGUGUCAUGAGUGGAAUAUUUUGUUGUUGUUUUUUGGAUUUAUUUUUGUAAAAUGUUUCUUGAUAAACAGGCAGUAUAUUGUUGAAUAAAGAAUGUCCAGGAUUUUUUUCAGUGACAUCUGUUACCUGUUC
Penaeus indicus is the source of this 2241-nucleotide messenger RNA. Its product is annotated as acireductone dioxygenase-like. The coding region runs from base 546 to 1091 and encodes 181 amino acids. NCBI's taxonomy places the organism in Eukaryota, Metazoa, Arthropoda, Malacostraca, Decapoda, Penaeidae. The record is from RefSeq and is a predicted model, not a curated record. The transcript has 5 exons. Gene Ontology annotation, molecular function: acireductone dioxygenase [iron(II)-requiring] activity.